This is a messenger RNA of Fonsecaea pedrosoi CBS 271.37, 963 nucleotides long. RefSeq lists its product as uncharacterized. NCBI's taxonomy places the organism in Eukaryota, Fungi, Ascomycota, Eurotiomycetes, Chaetothyriales, Herpotrichiellaceae. The coding region runs from base 1 to 963 and encodes 320 amino acids. The record is from RefSeq and is a predicted model, not a curated record. The transcript has 5 exons.
AUGGCAGUUAUCAAAGAGGUCGAAGUCGCCAUUGUGGUCGACGACGAGGAGAUCCAAGAGUAUCACCCACCACCCGAGGAUACUUCCGAAGACGCAAUAUAUUUAUCCUCUGAUACUCAAGUGAGAUAUAUCCAAGGUAUACCUGAUGCAAACUUUCAAAUCGAAUGCAAAAUUCGAGAGGGAUUCCGCUUCGGCGGAGCUGAUCUCCUAACAUUCUGCGUCAACAUCGAUGGAACCCGAUUUCGAGGAAGAUGUUGUCACAAGGAAUGCUACCAGGAGCUUGAUGUGUGGAGCUCCAGGAUCCACGGAGUCAAAGAAACAGCUUCAUCUGGUUGCGGCCAGCAACUCCGUCGAUUUCGUUGGAACAAUCUUUCGUCGAUCGACCAUGACUACAGGCAAGAAGACAAAGAAAGAUACCAGAAUCUUGGUUCUAUCAAGGUGGAAGUUUGGAAGCGGCGUGACAUAGGCAUGGACGGUACGCUAGUGAGGGUAAAAGAUUUUGCCACGGGGCCAGUGUCCGAGAAGGCCAUCAAAGGCGCAGCAAUCGAUAUGCGAGCGAGUCUCGAUCCUCCCCAGCCAUGUCGGAACUCCAUUUUGCGUCAUGGUGCCAACAUCGAGAACAAGCCAUAUGCAGUAUUCGUUUUCAAAUACCGCAGCAAAGAAGCUUUGCAAGCCGUUGGCAUUCUCGAACGACCUGAAAUGCCUCAGCCGUUGGAGGAAAGAGAUGUUGAGACUAUGUCGCCAGAUGAACUCAAGGAAUUGGCCCGGCGACUCAAGGCAGCGCAAGAGGCACAGAGGAUCAAGUUCAAGAAAGAAAAUGCCGACGCCAAUCUUGCUCGGCUCGCUGAACUCAAGAGAAAUCGAGAUAGUGGCCACAAUGAUGAGGAUGAGGUCAACUUCCUCGGCGAGCGGCCGGUGAAGAGGAUCUGCAGCACUGUAGCGGUUCUUGACGACUCGGAUUAG